Messenger RNA from Oreochromis aureus, 1032 nucleotides. It is a transcript of the gene dynll2b, whose product is annotated as dynein, light chain, LC8-type 2b. Gene Ontology annotation, molecular function: dynein light intermediate chain binding; dynein intermediate chain binding. The record is from RefSeq and is a predicted model, not a curated record. Lineage: Eukaryota; Metazoa; Chordata; Actinopteri; Cichliformes; Cichlidae. Gene Ontology annotation, biological process: cilium assembly; microtubule-based process. Gene Ontology annotation, cellular component: cytoplasmic dynein complex. The transcript is spliced from 3 exons. The coding region runs from base 171 to 440 and encodes 89 amino acids.
CGUUGGCAGGGUGGAGGCUUCGCUCGAGCCAAUCACGUAGUGAAUGUGAAGUGGAGGGCGGAACGCACGGGGGCACACUUCCUUGCAUAAAUAAAGGAAAAACCUGCGCGGUCCCUUCAUCGCACACCUUUGCACGUUAAGACUUCCUUGAAAGACGUCAGAAAGCCAACAUGGGUGACAAGAAGGCUGUGAUAAAGAAUGCAGACAUGUCUGAUGAAAUGCAGCAGGAUGCAGUGGACUGUGCCAUGCAGGCCAUGGAAAAGUAUAACAUUGAGAAGGAUAUCGCCGCCUAUGUCAAAAAGGAGUUUGACAAGAAGUACAACCCCACAUGGCACUGCAUUGUUGGGAGGAACUUUGGCAGCUACGUGACACACGAGACGAAGCAUUUCAUCUACUUCUACCUGGGUCAAGUGGCUAUUCUGCUGUUCAAGUCUGGCUGAGACGUGGGCUCCUAAACUAUUUCAGCAUUUCUUCUCCCAUUUGCUACAUGACUACCUCCUAAUUUCUUGCUGUCUUCAGCCUGUUAUUAUUUUUGUCUCCUGCAACACUACUACAAACAGUGGCUGGUGCUUUGAGCUUGUGUAAUGCCUGGACUGGUGAUGUGUCAUUCAUAGAAAAUGCCAAUAUAAAAUGACUUAUGGUGACAGCACUCAGUCAACCUCUGCACUUCUAACAGACUCAUUAUGGCUCACGACUUCUCAGUAAUUUGCUGUGCUGUGGUGCACAGACUUGUAUGUUAGUUCACAUGACUGUAUAAUUUAUUUUCAUUGAAUUAAAAUGAGCAACAGCCUUUUUUGUUAUCCUUUUGAUUUUCACUGACAAACCAUGCUGAGACUGUUGCUUACAUGAAAUAAAGGAUGCAAAAUACUGAGAGAUUUUAGGGGUUUUGUACAUGCCUAAACAUUCCUGUUGACACUUGUAGUGUUGUUGUAGAUCUUUGGGAAUGUAAUUCAGUGAGUAGUCAUUGUGAUAUUUUCAUCAUAUUGACCAAAAAACAACAACUUUGACAACAGUAAAUUGGUUCAAAAUGUA